CAAAUCCAUUGUAAAAGUCAUUAAUCGAACCUGACACCUGUAAACUCAGCCUAAACAAAUUAUUGAACAUUUGAUGCAAAAUGAAACGAAAACGAGAAAUGGAUUCUGAUGAGGAGAGACCUGACGAUGACAUCGACUCGGGAAAUGAGAGCUCAGGGGACGAAGAUUUUCCAAUGUUAGAUGUUGAGGCUAACAACCCCAAGGAAAGACAAAUUGAUGUUGACGAAUACCCUUAUGAGGUCUUGUCCACUGAAGAAAUCGUGCAACAUAUGGUUGAUUCCAUUCGUGAAGUUAACACCGUCGUAGAGAUUCCUGCAACAACCACAAGAAUUCUGUUAAACCAUUUUAAGUGGGACCGAGAGAAACUGUAUGAAAGGUUUUACGAUGGAGAUCAAGACCAAAUGUUUGCUGAGGCUCGAGUCGUCAACCCUUUUAAAGCCUCCGUCAUCACUCGCCCAAAAGGACCAGUGGGGAAAAGACCUAAACAAGAAGAAGUCACUUACAGACCAAGAGGCAAGAAAAAAAUAUUUGAUGAACUCAAAUCAGUGCCAACUCGCAAGCAGUCAUCUUCAGGAACAGAGGAAUGUGAGAUUUGUUUUGCCGUCUUACCAACCAAUCUGAUGACUGGCCUAGAGUGCGGCCACCGGUUCUGUACGCAGUGCUGGGCCGAGUAUCUCACUACUAAGAUCAUGGAGGAAGGUGUCGGGCAGACCAUUGCGUGUGCGGCUCACGGCUGUGACAUACUGGUGGACGACGCAACAGUCAUGCGACUGGUGCGCGACUCACGAGUCAAACUCAAAUACCAACACCUCAUCACCAACAGCUUUGUCGAGUGCAACCGGCUGCUGAGGUGGUGUCCGAGUCCCGACUGCAACAACGCAAUCAAGGUGCAACACGUGGAGUCUCGGCCAGUGACAUGCAAGUGCCAGCACACGUUCUGCUUCCAAUGCGGAGAAAACUGGCACGACCCUGUGCGCUGUAACCUGCUCAAGCGCUGGAUCAAGAAGUGUGACGACGACUCGGAGACCUCCAACUGGAUUGCGGCCAACACCAAGGAAUGUCCCAAGUGCAAUGUUACGAUUGAGAAGGACGGUGGAUGUAACCACAUGGUGUGCAAGAACCAGAACUGCAAGACAGACUUCUGUUGGGUUUGUUUGGGACCGUGGGAACCCCAUGGGUCCUCUUGGUACAAUUGCAACAGAUAUGACGAAGAGGAGGCAAGAGCAGCAAGAGACGCUCAGGAGAAAAGUAGAGCCUCACUCCAGCGGUAUCUCUUCUAUUGCAACCGUUAUAUGAACCACAUGCAGUCACUCAAGUUUGAGCACAAACUCUACGCGUCCGUCAAAGAGAAAAUGGAGGAGAUGCAACAACACAACAUGUCUUGGAUCGAGGUUCAGUUCCUGAGGAAAGCCGUUGACAUCCUGUGUCAGUGCAGGCAGACGCUCAUGUACACUUAUGUGUUUGCCUUCUACCUCCGCAAGAACAACCAGUCAGUUCUCUUUGAGGAUAACCAAAGGGAUUUGGAGAGCGCGACCGAAACCCUGUCAGAAUACCUUGAGCGAGACAUAACAUCUGAGAACUUGGCAGACAUUAAACAGAAAGUGCAAGACAAGUACAGAUACUGUGAGAGCCGACGAAAGGCACUCCUAGAACACGUUCACGAAGGAUACGAGAAAGAGUGGUGGGACUACAACGAGUAAUGUCCAGAUUAACAUGUACAGAACAUCUACUCAUUGUAAUUAUUUUGAGUUCUUAGAUUAAACUUGUGAUGCCAAGAUUUUCUAAAUUUAACAUGGACUUUUAAAUUUUUCAUCGAUUUAAGUUGUACACCACAUUUCAAAAUUAAAUUGUCAACUCGUUCAUGGUAUUUUAUGUCAUUGGCUGUGUGUGGCCAUUUUGUCCUGAUUUGUUUUUAAUGUUAAGAUAGGACAGAUUCUUUAGUGUCUAAACUGUCUGUUUUUUAUUCAGAGAGAAACUGCUAGUUUCAUUUUGUAUUUCUUGAUGAUACUUGAAGAAAAUAAGGUAAUAGGAAAUUUUUAACACAAAUAGUUGUAUAGUCUCGGUUUACCACAAUUUGUGUUUGUUUUGCAGAAUAGUUUUUAUGCAAAAAAAGUGAAAGUUCACAAUGAUUACUGAUGUGCAUUUAAACAAUGUGUUUUUCUUUUUUAAGAACCGACACUUUAGUUGUAUAAAUUCAAGGAUGGUUAGAGAAGAUAGCUAACUAUAUCACACUAAACUUAAAAAACUAGGCUACAAUUUUACUUAGGGUUCUUUUAGUCUAAACUUUUUCAGCAGUGUUUAAUGUGGUGGAAAAACCGUACCAAACACAUCAAUAUUGAUAAACAAGAUUACAUUACAUUUACCCAUUGACACAAGAAUUGUUUCAUGACUUCUCAAUCAAGCUACACUCGCAACACAGCGUCAAUGGGUAAAUCCAAACGAACAUUGGUUAAAGUUUGGACUAAAUUAAAGGUAACACCUCUUGUAGGUUAAAGCCUUAAUAAUCAAUUCUACUCUUUAAAAUGUAAGUUUAGGUGUGGUAAAAUGUACAAGGUAAUGUAAAAGAAGAAUUUUCAAAUUUGAUGUACCUAUUAGGAAAAAAAAUUAUAACAAUUCUAUUAUGUGGCUAUUUUGUCUUAAGUUAUAUUAGGCCAACAAAAAAUAUUGCUAAAAUAUGUUGAAUCUACAACAGUACAAACACUACCUACUAAACAGCAUGCCACGUUACUAAAUGGUGUAGUUAGCAGGGUGAACUUGUAGGCUAACUUUAGAUGUGAUGUAUGAAAUGUUCAUAAACUCCUGACAAAAAAUUGUCCAGAUUUGAAUAAAUUUUUUUAGGUUAGUGAAGGUUUGCUGCCCUGCUUAAUCUUGAGCAAACCAUGGUAACUUUCUCAUCACAUAAAGUUUAUCUGAUAAAAAAAUUGGGCAUCUGCCAGGAAUUAUUAGGGAAAUUGACAGCAAAGCAGGCUUACCUUUAAAUAAGUCCAUAGAGACACAUAAAAUAUACUACUACUGGUAUGUUCUAACCUAUUAUCCUUUCCUACCGCAUACCUGUUAAUUUAGCAGCACACUGUCUAUUGUUCACUUGUAAUAUUUAUUUUGUUAAAAUAUUUACUAUUUAAGAGUGUGUAGACAACCUUAACUUUAUUCUAAGAUACUUACUAUUGUUAUACUUUGGUAACUUAAAUAAAAUAUUUUAUUUGUGUUCCACAAAUUACACAGCUUGUAUUGAACAUGGUAAUUACCAGAGGUAUUCCUUAAAUUUCAAAUUUAUUUUCCUCAUUCAAUUUUUCAAUCAUUCUAUUAAGUUUGGGGGUGUAUUCUGAAACCUACGUAUUUAAUAUGUUGAUAUUGAACACAAGCGAUGGUUUGUUUUUAGCUAUAAAACAUAACGUUGUUAGUUAAUGUUUCCUGUGUUUGUGAUUGUACAUGACUGGCUGAGCGGCUUAACAUUAUUUUGCACAAAUGUUAUGAAUCUUGGCAUCAAGAAGUUUGUUUGCAGCUCUCAUUCCCGGUCUGCGCUUGUUGUUGAGUUUGCGGAUUGAAAUGCCUUAGCCUCGUGUACAUAUAUAUUAUAAUAAUCGUAGCAAAUGUAUCGUUCAUACGUCGUCUGCAUCUCCCAGCCUAGACAAGGCUAGUCAUGUUUUUGUUGUAUAUUUUUAUUUUCUCUUCUCAUCUAUGUUGUAUUUUACGCAUAGUUUUCAUUUCAACUAUAUAUUUUUGCUAGAGAUAUGAAUUCACAAGCUAUUGUAAAACUAAGUAUUAACUACUAUAGUAGUCAAAUUAUGUAUUAUAAUUGUACAGAUAUUACAUUAUCAUAGAAAUAACGUUUUCUAUCUCAUGUUUCCUUGAUUCAAGGGGUUAUUGUGUUAAUAGUUAAUACAACAGGUCAACGUCAGAUAACAACAUUUUAUCCUAGCAAAUUUCUAUCCACAAAAAUGCUAUACUUUUGUUUACAAUAAAUUAUUCUUUCAUAUAA
This is a messenger RNA of Macrosteles quadrilineatus (aster leafhopper), 3979 nucleotides long. RefSeq names its product E3 ubiquitin-protein ligase ariadne-1 (gene ari-1). The record is from RefSeq and is a predicted model, not a curated record. Gene Ontology annotation, biological process: ubiquitin-dependent protein catabolic process; positive regulation of proteasomal ubiquitin-dependent protein catabolic process; protein polyubiquitination. Bases 81 to 1700 code for a protein of 539 amino acids. Gene Ontology annotation, molecular function: ubiquitin conjugating enzyme binding; ubiquitin protein ligase activity; zinc ion binding. Lineage: Eukaryota; Metazoa; Arthropoda; Insecta; Hemiptera; Cicadellidae. The transcript is spliced from 12 exons. Gene Ontology annotation, cellular component: ubiquitin ligase complex; nucleus; cytoplasm.